Porites lobata is the source of this 9537-nucleotide messenger RNA. NCBI's taxonomy places the organism in Eukaryota, Metazoa, Cnidaria, Anthozoa, Scleractinia, Poritidae. The record is from the annotation of a GenBank genome assembly.
AUGAAGGUUCCUGCUACCAAUCAGUUCAAAUUUCAUGAUGUGUGGGUUUCAGAGGUCAAGGAUCCAUGUACCAAGCUUUGGUAAGUUAUUUUGAAUUAUUUGAUAAUUUUGUCACAAUUAGAAUUUUAUUACUGCAGAAGAAAUGUUUAGUCUUACAGUAUUAAAAUUCCCUGGGGUGGCGGGGAUGGGGGCGGGGGGAAAACUGAAGGGAAGUUUGGGUAGGGGUUUGUUGCCAAAAGGCCUUCAUCCUAUUUAAACAAAAAACCAUUCUCUUCACUUCCCUGUUUAAGAUAAGAAAACUCAUUUCAUGACCCUGAUCCAUUUCCUUAAACUGGCAUCAAGGGAUUAGAUUAUAAUAAUAAUAAUGAUGGAAUUAUACUUGUAGACUGUGGAUCACCAAAUAUUCACACCCAGUUUAAGUACGGAUCCGUGUAAGAACUAGGCAAAAGAACAAUAGGCCAGUGCAAUAGCGACAGUUAUUUUUUAGGUGCUAAUUUCUCUAAUCAAAUUAAAUUUGAAUGCUCUGAUUGGUCAAGAGGGUAAAAAGUGCAAAGUUUGAAUUUUAGAAAUGAAUUAAGAUAGCAAAAGAGUCAUUCAAACAACUUUUUAUUUUGUCUACUGCUUUGAUAUCUUGAAAAAUAUAACUUAUCGAAAAAUUUAGAGGAUUUCUAUGCGCCAAACCCGAGCAAAGUUAAACUGAUAUAAAAUUACAUGAAAAUGGCACAGGAAUACAUUAAUUGGCGACCUUGUGAAAGACAGCUACUUCGGCUCUCACAAAGGAAAUGUCAAAACCGUGAUCGGAAACAGCAGUAAUAAUAUUCAAGUUCACAUGGCAAAUACGCCAAAGCCGCACGUUAUUAUUUUGCCACCAUAAAGAACAACAAUUUCAUAAAUCAUGUCAAAGGGUUAUCCUAAUGGCGCGCAUUUAAAUAAAAAGACGAUUGUCCAUACAGAAAAAAAUUCACGGAUGUUUGGAGAAUUCGGUUUCAGAAGAAGCUCUCUUCGCAGUCUUACAUGGUAGAUAUAUUUUUAGUCUAAAUAUCUCCGCAAAACCUACUUUCAUUCUUAGAAAAAGUAAAGGCAACAGUUACAGUCAAACUUGCAUGGUCUUGCGUACUGGGUAACACUCAAAACUAGUGAGAACUACAUUUGUAUUAUAUAAUUAUGAUAACUAAUCGGCUGCCGUCUUACAACUGUUGUGAAAUUACAAUCACAAAUUUCAAUUCGUUCGUCUUAAGUUAAUUGCACUUAGUUCAAUGAAACAUUCGAGAAAGAAAACAAAUCGAAUUAGAGAAGAGUAAAGAUACACAGAAUACUGACGUUUCGAGAAGGACAAAGUAACUACACAGUCACAUCAUGCGGAGAUGCAAAAAUUUUUUGGUUGCUGCUUACCUCAAGCUCACUCAGGUGGCUUCACAUCGGUUUAAGAAAUUUAAUUUAUUUCUGUAUAAAGAACAAAUCUAUGGCUUCUAGUCUUUGUGCCCAGCUAUUUUCCACAAUUACUCUGAAUCAUCACUGAAUCAAAGCGAUCUCCUCUUGACAACAUAAACAACUGCUUCAAUCCUACUUGUCUACAUGGCUACUCGACAACAUGUUGAGGACAGCUGCAAACGCUGCUGCAGUAGGACUUUCACAAUCACUCCAAUGAUAAAAUACAUUGAAUAAAAGCAAUAAACAAUCAAUAAAGGGAAAUAUGUACUGUAGAUGAAGUGAUGAAAUUGACUAUAUUUCUUCGGGUAAAAGACAAAUUUCCUCAUAUCUCAAAUAUCACAUCCAAGAUGGUUCACAACAAGGUCACGUGUGUGUUGCAUGUUUUCCGCUCUUAAUUUUGAUUGGCGAAUAGAACAAUGCCUAAACUUGGGCGUGAGGUAAACGAUACAAGAAUGGGGAAAAUAAAGCUAAAAAAAGUUGUUUUUGUCACAUUUCUUGCUGUUUUUUUGGCAAUUUUUGAAUUUCAGCCAAUCAGAACCCUUGAUUUAAUUGAAAUUAAUGAUUAAAAGUUAACACCUUUUAAUCAAUAUUUUUGCCAUCUGCCUGCCUAGUUUUUACACGGACCAGGGCUCAAAAUUGCGACUAACAUUGCGUCACCAAUGCGACUAACAUUUUUUCCUUGGCGACUAAAAAUUCUGGUUUAGUCGCCAAAGUGGCGAUCAGAUUUUAGAAGAGUAAAAUUAAAACAAACAUUUCAUCUUAUCUUGCUUUGCUUUCAUCAUGAAAAAUGUACCAAAUCGCAUAAACAAAGCCAGUUUACCUCCAAGUUUAUACUGACUUCAUGAUAUUUUCAAAUCUGAUGGAUCGCGCCAUACUAUGCUGGGCUUCUGAUAGGUAGCGGAAAAAAGUCAUAUUUCGCAGGAUUUUUAGGGGCAAAUUCGCGGAAAAAUCGGCCGAUUUUGCAGCACCUUCACAGGAAUGUUUGGGGCAAACUUCUCCAAAAAUCAAGCGGUAAAAAAGGCCGAUCUUGUAGUCAUAUUUGAGGGAAAAUUUUGUCAGAUAUUGAUCGGUUUUGCGCCGAUCAGACCAGCGUUUUUAACGUUUUUCUAACAGAGGUCAUCAUUUGCUCUUUCAACUACAAUACGCUCCAGAAAUGAAGCAAUGGUAAAGCCUUUAACAUCUUGGCUAGUGCCCAGUUUUUCGCAACAUAACUAGUAGUUUUGGGACGUUAUUUGCACGUUUCAGAGACGAAGUAUCAAGAUAAAUUUGCAAUUAUUUUACGUCAAGUAAAGAGCCCCAAUAGCUGAGAUAAGUUUCAAAUAUGUUGUACAGACAUGUAUGUAUUUGAUAAGAUUUCUACUGAAUUUCGCGGAAUUUCGCGUGUUUUUGUGAAUUUUGCGGCUCCGCUUCUGCUCGAUGCCCUGGCUAUGAGCUGCGUCAUUUACAUUUUACAAACUGGCGACUAAAACUUUGCGUCUGGCGACUAUAUUUCUCUGGUUGGUCGCCAAAAGGCGACCUGAAGAUUUUUUUGAUUUGGAGCCCUGCGGACCAUUACUUAAAGCUCAAAUUAUUUUGAUAAAAAACACCCUGUUCAAGAUGCUAAAUAGUGAAAUUUUAUAACUUGUUUAAAACUUAAGACCCCCAUAAACCCCAAGUUGUUCAGCUGAACGUGCCUGUUUAGGCUAAAUGAGGGAUGUCUACCCUCCCCCGUGGGGAAUGUACACCUCAGUAUUCUCCAGACAGUGGAGUCCAGGACUCCCCUUCUUCAGUCAGCAUACUUAUGGGAUAAAAUAAUAUUCUUUUGAAAAAAGCAUUAAUGCUAAUACACUGUAAAGUUGGAAUAGAAAGAGGGUAUUCUUUUGAAAAAUACACCUUUAAAAAGAAUUAGAUUGUUUAUAUGUAGUUUUAAUGCAAAUUAAGUUAUCCUGAAAGUGCCAGCCCACCUAUCACUACUUUAUUUAUACCUUAGCUUGUGGCUUUUUAUUUUGGUGGUUUUUGAAAUUUUUGUAGUUUCCAUCAAGAUCCACAUGAAACUGUAAGAAGUAAACCCAACCACCUCCCACUCCCCACUCUCCCCGCCCCCCCAGUAAACACAUUGCUGCAAAAAAGUGACCUCCCCAAGUCUGUAAUAACUUAGAAAGAUAAUACAGUAUUUAUUUUGUUGUAUGUGAAAUCUGUUCUCUGGUUAAACCUGGCCCCAGUUGUUCAAAAGGUGAAUAACUCUAUCCACUUGAUAAAUCUCUAUAUCGCUGGAUAGAAAUUUAUCCAUAGCACUUAAUCCAGUGUUUGAAAAACCAGGGCCAGGACUAAAAUAUUAUUUUAAACCUAGUUUCGUUCAGAAUUUCCUUUCUCUCUUAGCCUGUAUUAAUCAUACAGAUGUACAGUGUGUAGGUGACAAUGAAAUUCUGGUUUACCCUGAGAACAGAUUUUACCUACAACAUUUUCAAAUGUUUGUUUACCUGUAUUUUGACUCAAAUAAAAAAUAUAAUGCAGUUGUUAAGAUUCAGAAGGAGAAAAAUCAGACUGGACCAGUCCCAAUAAUAAUAAUUGGGAUAGGCCCAACAACUAAUUAUUAGUUGUUGCGAAUUACAAGAAAUCAUAAAUCCACAAAAUUAUUAUAUAAUUAAUUAAACUCCCACAAAAAGAAAGUGUCAAAUGGUACAUGUAGUUUACAACAUUGCACCAUUAUUUACAAUGUGUACUUUCUUUCUCUGUUCCUGUCGUAGUGUUCAUGUCUGCAGUGUUGAAGGAUUUUUAGGAUUCCUGUGAUGUCAAGGCUGCUGGAGGUAAACAAAAUUUGUCAUCUGUUAGCUAAUAGUGUUAGUCAAGUGAAGGCUGAUUUUUCUUGGUAUCUUGUAAACAAGUUGUAAUGUUUGAGGUGUGAGAAUUAGUUCUAGUUGUGGUUUUGAAUGUUGGUUGAGGGAUGUUAAUCAUGUCAGACUCUGAAUCAGGGGAGGUCUGAUUUCAGCCCCCUCUGUUCCAUCUCUUGAGUUUUAACUCAGAAAAAACCAUCAAAGUAAUAACAGUACUAUCCUUAUGCAUAAGGGAAGAAACUUUUCUGGGGGGGGGGGGGUUUAAAGCAAGUCUGGCUGGGUCUGUGCUGCUAAAACCCUUCGAUUCUGACCCUGUUUAAAGCAAAAUGGAUUCAAAUUGCUACCCCGUUUAAAAUGCUAAAUAGUGACAUUGAAUACUUUUUUUUGAGAUUGAAUUCCCAUAAACCUCUAUCAUGCAGAGCUGCACAUACUGAGUGAGCCAAACAUGGAAGUUUCCCAACCUCUACCCCACCCCCCUCCCUGAGUGCGUGUGUCAAUCUGUAAACUCCCAAGGGAACCAUUUUAGAUAUAUGGAGGCGAAGAAACAAUGCAAUUGUUAAUAACUACAUAUCGUCAAGACAUCAGGACUAAUUUCAGUUGUGUAUGUGAUAGAUCUGCUGUUUACCCAUUAAUUUUAUUUUUUCAGGGCAAUUUUUUAAAAUAUGCCCAAACAUACUCGUCACCUGUUUAAAGUUUUUCUACAAUAUCGUUCAAAAGCAAUUCUAAAUUCUCAGUGAUUCUCUCAGUGGGUUAAAUAAAGAGGGAAUCCACCAGGAAAUUGAGUAAUUUUAAUUUUUAGUGGACAAAAAUCCUGUACCAGAAUAAUUGAAAGCAUAUUGCAUUCUUUUUUACAUUUUUCAAAGGUUGGAGAUGUAAUAAUUACAUCUCCAUUAUUUUCAUCUCCAUCUCCAUCUCCAUCUCUUCUGUGAUAACACCAAAGAAAAUUUACAUCUACAUCUCCAUCUCUUCUGUGAUAACACCAAAGAAAAUUUCUCAUGGGAGCCCGAGAAAAUGAAUAUGUUAAAUUUCACAAAAUUACAUCUUACACAUUAAAUUUUCAGCACUUUUCCUGUGUUUUCACAAUUCUUGUGAAAUUUGACAUUCAUUUUCUUGGACUCCCAUGAGAAAUUUUCUUUGGUGUUAGUACAGAUGACCACUUACAUCUUUAGCUCUUGAAAAAGGUAAAAAGAAUGCAAUAUUGUUAAGAGCAGCUCCAUGUAAUUAUCAACUUAAGACGAGGAAAUAGUCAAAAUAUAACCUGGCCUCAAACUCGCCCAGAAUAAAGCCUUAUGUGCCCUAGUUACAAAAUCGUUGGUUUAAGUACGAUCAAGUGAAUAAUAAUCUUUUAAUGAAUUUUUUUCUUCCCGAGGCCUUUUAAAAAUUAUUCUGCAGGUACAAGCUUUUUUGUCCACUGAGAAUUAAAAUUACUCGUUUUCCUGGUGGAUUCCUUCUUAAAUAUUCCUUUUGUACGUUACCAAGCACAAAUAUUAAGACAGUAUUUUGAGUAUUGUGAGUAUUUUUUCUGUCUUUUUGUGUUUUCUCCUUUUAUUCAACAGGCAUGAUCUGUAACAUGUAAAAGUAGAUGAAAUGUGAUCUAUGAUGUCAAAAAAUUAUUUUGUAGAAAACAACAGAAUGACUAGUGUCAUGAUCUCAAAAGAUUGUCUGCAUUAUUAGGAAUUACAGAAAAAUACAUAGGUUUUUCAAAAAUAUAAUAAUUUCAUCAAAGGGAUAACAUAGACAUAAGCAAAAAGAAUGGUAAAGAAAAAAUUUGAAUAGUAUUUCUUUCUGAGCUUUAAAUUCUAAAUAUCUGGUGAAAAGGUAACAUUAUCCGACUUAAUAAAAAUCUAAUUAAAUAUAGAUUUUACUAACAACAUAAUUUUUUUUGAGUUUUGAUCUUAGUCAAGAAACUAUUUCUUCCUUUACCUCUCUUCUCACAGGUCUUUAUUUGUGAGUUUUUUUUUAAAUUGGCUACAUACCAUUGGGAGCAAUGCUGUGGUGGACUAGUAUCCCAUCCAGGGUGGGGUGGGGGGAAGUUGGGCUGGGAAUAGUUCUUCUCAAACAAAGAUAAGCUGUUGCUGUGUGGGCUUCAAUGGCUUGUUUCAACCCUUUAAGCACCAGUAUCCGCAUACAAAUUCUCCAGACUGAUCUCAAUACAUUCCUUAACCCUUUAAGCCCUAAGAGUGAUCAGCAUCAAAUUUCUCCUUGUAGUAUCACUUCUUUAUAAAACACAGUGGUCAUGAGAAUUGAGGACCUGAUCACACUAGAUGAAUCUAAUUGAUAUUUCAACAAAUUCUCCCCACUACUUCUAUUGAAAACAAAUAGGGACAACAAAUGAGAAUUUGAAUUUUGAUAUUAGACUUCAAAGGGUUAAAAGAAUUACAUAUAGUUAAGAGAAUUUGAUUAACGAUUAAAGCAUUUUCACUUAGUGAUCGUUUUAUUCAUUUCAUAUCAUUAAAUUGGUAGUUUACUUACAUGUACAGUAGUUCACACCUCAUAGAGUGGUACAUGCAUAAUGCACUGUUGAAACCCUCUUAGUAACGUGCAUCAUGAAUGUUUGACCUUUCACCGUGUAAGUUGUCUCUGUCCCCCUUCCUUUUCAAUCAUAUGAACAAAUCAUACUGGGCCAGUCCACGUGAAGUGUUUACACUUGCUGUCAUGCAAUCAAAAAUAAAAUUGCAAACCAUUCAAUACAGAAAGUCCAGAAUCUAGGAAAUAAAAGAAGAUAAAUAUGUAAAAGGCCUCGACAAGACUCAGGUCUGUGCGAUAUUUCAUAUGUGAGAUAUUCGGAAAAACGUUUGACCCAAAUUUAUAGAGCUUUGUAUGGAGACGCCAUGUUUGUGUCGGGUCUUGACAAACUGCGAGCCAGCGAGCCAGCGAGUCAUGCGAGUCGAGCCAGUGAGUCAUGCGAGUCAUGCGAGUCAUCAUGUGAGCCAUGCGAGACAGAAGUUCGAAGGAAAGAGAAUCCCUUUUUUGGCGAAUCAUAAGCAAUUUAACUUUUUUAACAUUUGUAGCAUGAAAUUAGCGUUCAGACGACAGCAAGAAAGUCUUUUAAAGAAAAUGUAUGAAAAGGUAACCGGUCAAGUCGCCCGAAAGUCGUCUCGCCCGAAGUCAUGAGUCCUAAGUCAUGUCGCCCGCAAUUUUAUCGAGUGUAUAAAAUUGAAGAAAAGAAACAUCUUAAGUAAAUCGCAAGGAAUAAACUCGUAAAAUGUUGACUCGCUAACGAAAAUACCCCUCAAUGACGUCAUAGCUUUUUCAAUAACUGUCAAUUUUGAGAAGGAACAUUAAACUUGUUAGUAAGUCAGAGUUUUUAUCGCGAUAUUCUUAAGCCAUUGGCAUUGGUUUUAUUAUGAAAGACGCGAGACGUUUGGGUUUUAAAGAGUGUUUUUUAUGUUCUGGUCACGUGGCUUACCACAUAUGGUGUGACUCAUUAAACGUGACCGAGGAAGAACCUUUAAACCUUUGUUUAACGCAUUCUCAAACCUUUGUUAUUGUUUCACCUCGUUCAAUUUGUAUGUUGGCGAAUUUUUCUGAAGCUGAAUUUUAAAGGACCUGCCUUUGGAACAGAUACGUUACUUAGUAGUUUACGUUAAAAACAAAGUUAUUUUAUGCUGACUCGCAUGACUCGCAUGUUGACUCACAUGUUGACUCGCAUGACUCGCUGGCUCGCUGGCUCGCAUAUUAUACACACUCGUUUGUGUCCCUUUGAGGGGCACAAAUAUGGCUGCCGGAAACCAACAGAAACAUCUGUUUUUGAGUUUUCCUACUAGUGCAUGAAUUCAUCGCUUGAGAAAGUCAUAAAGGAUUAAAGUGAUAUUUAUUCUGAGACGAGCAAUGUGUAGAUAGCAAAAUCUCCUAAAAUUGGUAAUGUUUUUAACCCACAUAAGAGCCUUCCCGGCCGCCAGCUAAAUGCCGCGUGACGCAAAAGCCUAGAAAUUUAAAUGUCCUCUAUCGCAAAAUGAAGAACCCUUUCGAACAAAAACUUUGUUUAAAUAAAGGUGUUUAGGUGCUGUAAUGCCUCAUGAAACUCAGAAGAAUCGAUGGUUUCUUAAUUUGAAUUUUUGGUGACGUCAUGUGAAAACUGAGAAUACAUAUAUAUGAGACACCACAGGUAGCCCAAUCUCAAAAAAUGUCCGGCAUGUUUUUCUAGUCAGUUUUUUCAAGUGCACUCGCUGACAGAAAAGCAGUAGAAGACCAUGCUCAAUUAAAGUUUGCAAAAACUUACUUCAGUCAAACCUUUUUAAUACGGACACCAAAGGGACAGAACCAAGUGUCCGCUUUACAGAGGUGUCCGUAUUAUAGAGGUAGGGAAUGUAUGAUUUUUGGCAUUUCUGCGACCAAACGAACUGUCCGUAUUAUAGAGGUGUCCGUAAUGGGAGUUUAGGCUGUAUUAAAAAUGCUUUUAAAUAACCUGAGACCAGGCUCUGUUUUCGUUUCUCUUUGUAAAUAACAUUCCGGCGGGCAAGGCGAAACGAAAAGACAAUUUUAGCGGGACUACGUAAGUGAGAAUGUGUGAGAACUGCUAAAAUUGAGCCUGAUCUCAGGUUAGCUUUUUAAUGAACCCUUUAAUAAAUUAAUGCCACUCUUCUUUUAGGAAUUGUCAUCCUUUCCUAGCACAGCCUCUACAUCACAGGAAGGCCAUGAAAGCAAUUCAGGAUCCACUUCCUCAAGGAAAUUGAAAGUUACUCUGUUAAGCAGUGAAUGGAGAUCAACAAAAGGAGGCUUGUCAACCAUCAACCGAGAGGUGGCCAUUCAGUUGGCAAAACACCCCAGCGUGGAGGUCAGUGUUUAUCUCCCUCAGUGCAGUGAAGAGGAUAAACGAGUUGCUUCAAGUCACAAUGUACAUCUUAUUGAAGCAGAAGAAAUGCCAGGUUAUGACAACCCAGUAGACUGGUUGUCAUUUCUUCCUGAAAGCCAUUCUGUCGAUUGUGUGAUAGGACAUGGGGCUGUUCUUGGUCGGCAAGUGCAGGUUAUAAAACGUCAGUGUAAGUGCCAAUGGAUUCAGGUCGUUCAUACAGCUCCUGAAGAGCUUGGUAUGUACAAGUCCUACGCAGAUGCUAUUUCAAAAGGUGAGAAAAAGCACCAGGCUGAGGUUAAACUCUGUGAAAAAGCUGAUCAAGUUGUAGCAGUUGGUCCCAAGCUGGCUGAAGCUUUCUCAGGUUAUCUCCGUGCCUGUGGAAAGGAUCAAGAUGUUCUCAAUCUUACCCCAGGCAUCUUCUCAGAGUUUUCUGAUGUAAAGCAAGCCACUGAAGAAAUUAAGAAAAACAUUCAGUGUUUUAGUAUUUGGACGUGGUGA